AUGGUCAUAUCAUAUCUACGGAGAUUGCCCGGGGACUAUCGCGAGCCCUCGAUAUUCCUAGAUGCGAAGUCUUCGUGGACUUUUUGGGGUCCGGAGAUCUGUAUGAGCUGCCAGAGAGCGAUGCCUGAGCAACAUGGUCCAGUCUUCCCAUCUGCUGAACAGCAACCACCCACCCAACCGCUGUAG
Molecule: messenger RNA, 186 nt
Organism: Paracoccidioides brasiliensis Pb18
Exons: 2
Coding region: 1-186 (61 amino acids)
Source: RefSeq, a predicted model, not a curated record